AACAACUAGCGAAGCAUUCAGAGCUUCUGACAGGAUGUAAGAUUUUGAGAAUUUUCUGUGGUCUCGGCUGGCUCAGCCUCAGCAGGGGGAGAAUGGAGAUCAGAGUCGAGUGACACUCUGGAUUUGGACCCAAGCUAUCUCAGCGGCUGCUUUGCUGAAUAAUUGAUCCCUCAGCUUGUGACUGGUUAAAAAUGAGGAAGGCAGCGUUGAUGAUUUGGAUCAGCCUUUUGGUGCAAGUGUCCCAUUGUGCCCAGGGUCAUUAUGCCCGCAAACUUCUGAAUGACCUGAUGGAGGACUAUUCCAACGCUCUGAGACCAGUAGAGGACACAGACGCAGCCCUCAACGUCUCCCUGCAGAUCACCCUGUCACAGAUCAAAGAUAUGGAUGAGAGAAACCAGGUGUUAACCACCUACCUGUGGAUCAGGCAGGUCUGGCAUGAUGCUUACCUGAAGUGGGACAAGGAGGACUAUGACAACUUAGAGAUGAUCAACAUCCCCAGUGAUCUGGUUUGGAAACCAGACAUCGUCCUUUACAACAAAGCAGAUGACGAGGAGUCAGGUCCGUCCAACACCAAUGUGAAGCUGCGGUAUAAUGGAGAGAUCAUCUGGGAUUCUCCUGCCAUCACAAAGAGCACAUGUGUGGUGGACGUCGCCUACUUUCCCUUUGACUGGCAGCAAUGCAAUCUCACCUUUGGCUCCUGGACCUACAAUGGCAACCAGGUGGACAUCAGUUUGGGCAUGGACAGUGGUGACCUGUCUGACUUUGUGGACAACGUGGAGUGGGAGUGUCACGGCAUGCCGGCUGUUAGAAACGUCAUGAUGUACGGCUGCUGCUCCGACCCUUACACUGAGAUCACCUACACCCUGCUCCUGAAGCGCCGCUCCUCUUUCUACAUCUUCAACCUGCUCCUGCCCUGCUUCCUCAUCUCGUUCCUGGCCCCGCUGGGUUUCUACCUGCCGGCCGACUCGGGGGAAAAGGUUUCCCUGGGGGUCACAGUGCUGCUGGCGCUCACUGUGUUCCAGUUGUUGGUGGCUGAGAGCAUGCCUCCAGCAGAGAGCAUGCCCUACAUAGGAAAGUACUACAUUGCCACUAUGACUAUGAUCACUGCCUCGACUUCCCUCACCAUCUUCAUCAUGAACAUUCAUUUCUGCGGUGCUGAGGCCAAACCAGUCCCUCACUGGGCCAAAGUGCUCAUCAUUGACUACAUGUCGAAAAUCUUCUUUGUCUAUGAAGUGGGGGAGAACUGUACAACGCCGGAGAGUGAGAGAACCCCGCUGUACCCAGAGGAACCCAUGAGCGAUAGGGCCUGCUACCAAGACGACCGUUUCAAUGAUGGCUUCUACCAUCAUGACAGCGAUCCAUACAAGUACAGCAACGGCCACAGCAUGCAUCAUCAAAAUAACCAUCACAGAAGCCAUGCGAAUGGCAGCGCCAACAGCAGGCACCACCAUUAUAACAACCACAACAAUCAUGCUUCCAGGCUGGAGAGGGGUGAGACAAAGCAAGAGCCCCCACACCGCUACCACCACAUCAGGAGGGAUGAGCUGGACUACCAGGCCGCUCCUCAUCCACGAAACCUCCAGCAUCUGAAUGGGGGACUCAAGGAGCAGAUCCUCUACCCCUCAGAGAAGUAUCAGAUCCCUUCCUGCCCCUGCUGCUGCCCCUGCCUCCAACAUAAACAGGUGGUGAAGAACAUACAGUACAUUGCCAACUGUUUCCGUGAGCAGAGAGCCCAAUGUGUCAAGGCAGCAGAGUGGAAGAAGGUUGCCAAGGUGAUGGAUAGGUUCUUCAUGUGGAUCUUCUUCGUCAUGGUCUUCCUCAUGAGCAUCCUCAUCAUUGCCAAGGCGUCAUGACAGCGUCUUCAUUGUCUUUUAAUCAACAUUAAUCCUCAGAUAAAGCUGGGCCUCAGUGUUACUUAUUUCUACCUUAAUGCAACAUCAGAUAAAUCAAAACUGUUUUGUCCACAAGGAAAUUGUUUCCUACGUCAGUAUUGUGCUGUGUGUGUGUGUGUGUGUGUGUGUGUGUGUGUGUGUGUGUGUGUGUGUGUGUGUCUGUAUGUGAGUAGGUUUGUCAGGGUUCAUUGUUGUGUUUUGUUUUGCUUUGACAGAAAGAGGACAAGGUCGCCACACACAGUCAUCCCUUUAAUCACACACUCACACAGAAACUCGGCGAAGCAGCUUGAUUAGUUCAUGUCAGGUGUGCUUGCAUGUGUCACGGAGCAGUGGAGCGGUAAGACAAUCUAGGCCGUGCCUUGAACAUGCGUGGACUCCAUUAUUGAUGAGCUAACAGCCAGACAUCCCGCUAUAGGCAUUACAUUUCUUGCAUUGCGUUUUAAGCAACCAGGUGCUGCUGAUUUCUAGAGUCAAUUACAGGAGAACCAGCAGAAUAACCUUAAAUACUUAUUGAACAACUGUAUGAAUGAUCAAAAAGAGGGACAACUGAGCAACUAAAUGAUGAAUCAACCCUGCACUUAACUGAUUAUUACUGGUAGACUGCACAAGGUAAAUAUACCAUAGCCACUUUAAACUGGUAAAGUGUUUUUGUUUUGUUUCAGUGUUUGAGAUUGGUUUACAGGUUAAGACUUGGAGCAAAAGGGUGAAUGUUUACUUUUCUUAUUUCACAAAGAUCUGUCAUUUUAAACACAAUGCUCCUUAAAGCCUACCUCCCAGGAAUGAAGGGUGGAUGCACCAUAUCUACUGACUGAUUUACACCCUGCUCAUUGGUCCAGUAAAAAUAAACCUUAGAUAUUGUGGUAUCAAAUAUUGCUAUACUGCUUCUCUUAGCAGCUUGUGUUGUGGUUUAAAUGUAAUUUGGUUGUGUCAUGAAUUAUCACUGUAAUGUUUAAUCAUUUUUUUCUGCAAAAGCACAAAUUUUAUGUAUGCACACAGUAAUUUCUUUUGUUCUGUUUAUGAAGAUGAACUCAUAUUUGGCAUUAAUAGUCAUAUAUAAAUCUGAUAAAGGCACAGAAAUCUCUCAGUAGCAGCUAAGGUAAAAUUCCUGUGAACAAAUAUUUAUAGGGACACUCAAAUGUAUGUAAUCUCUGCAAUUAUAUAAGCUGUGAUGGACCAACAGUGUCACAAACAAAGCUCCCUGACAUUUCAGCAAGACUGCAGAGGGCAGGCGAGGCCAUGAGCCAAGUGAAGUUUCUGUAGACAUUUCCAUUCUGCAGAAAGCCUCUAGAGGGCAAUGAAAGAUUCAGUUACUGACUGACUGGCUGAAUGAAUGAAUGAAUGAAUGAAUGAAUGAAUAAUCUAAUGAAUGAACUCCAUGCAUGACAAAGUGCAUGUAAAUACAUUUAUUUACCAACCUUAAGCAACUUAAUAAUGACAAAAGACAUAAAUGACAGAGAAUCAAAGAAUCAAAAAAAGCAUCAACACAUCCUUUUAAUGGGCUGUAGUUUAAAAAAUGUGUAGCAAAGCGCAUAACGCCACAUGAAAAUAAAACUGGUAAAGCAUAAUUUAUUAUCUGAUUUUUGUAAUGCAUUUUUU
This is a messenger RNA of Amphiprion ocellaris (clown anemonefish), 3488 nucleotides long. It is a transcript of the gene chrna9a, whose product is annotated as cholinergic receptor, nicotinic, alpha 9a. Gene Ontology annotation, biological process: signal transduction; monoatomic ion transmembrane transport; regulation of membrane potential. Gene Ontology annotation, molecular function: acetylcholine-gated monoatomic cation-selective channel activity; transmembrane signaling receptor activity. The record is from RefSeq and is a predicted model, not a curated record. The transcript has 7 exons. Gene Ontology annotation, cellular component: postsynaptic membrane; synapse; neuron projection. NCBI's taxonomy places the organism in Eukaryota, Metazoa, Chordata, Actinopteri, Pomacentridae. The coding region runs from base 192 to 1853 and encodes 553 amino acids.